Messenger RNA from Rhodofomes roseus, 827 nucleotides. RefSeq lists its product as uncharacterized. NCBI's taxonomy places the organism in Eukaryota, Fungi, Basidiomycota, Agaricomycetes, Polyporales, Fomitopsidaceae. The record is from RefSeq and is a predicted model, not a curated record. The coding region runs from base 53 to 727 and encodes 224 amino acids. The transcript has 3 exons.
UGACCGCCCGCUUUUUGGUCGUCCUUGUCCCUCGCCUCGACGACGACCGCGUAUGCAGGCAGUGGCCCCAGCAACCGCGAAAUUCCAGCUCGCUGUCCCCCACAUCCUCGGCUCUGUCUCACCGGGUCUCGCAGCCCUUCAUGCCGCACGUGCGCGCAGGCUGCAUCCGGCCGACGCGACCUUGCGGACUACGCAUUGCCCAGCAUGCGGCGCGGGAUAUCUUGACGGGGGAGGCGAGUACAGGUCUGUGCGCUCCAAUGACAGGCAGAGGCGCGUGAACCGCAUGGACAAGACACCGCCUAGGAGAUCCCUGCACAUGUUAUGCGGGGUGUGUGGACAUCGUGAAGAGCUGCCUAUAGAGCCAGAAGGCGCGUCCUCCUUUGUACCGCCGAGGAAAAGAAGAAAAACCGUGGCCUCGAAUGCCGACAUCCCCAACCUUCCCAACGCCAACGCGGUCGCAGCGAAGUCCGGGGAAGCUGUACAUGCGCGAAGUGAACCCAAACCUGCUGGUCUGGCAGACAGCCGUCAGUCCCAGACCAAGGCCGGGCCAUCGAGCAGAACUACCGACGGCUCACAUAACACGCCCGCAACCAUCGCGCGCUCGAAAGCACGGCUCAAGAAGUCUACCGGGCUGCAGAAUCUACUGGCACGGAAUCGUGAGAAGCAGGAGCAGGAGAAGAAGGCUACUGGAUCAGGAUUGUCUGCUUUCUUGCAGGAUCUAGGGUAGCAGGAUAGCAUAGCUCGCGGCGAGCGAUCAACCGCCGUUAGAGAUGACAUGAUCAUGAAUUUUGUAAGGGACAUCAGCAUCGUAGAAACAUCCAAAACGU